Messenger RNA from Callithrix jacchus (white-tufted-ear marmoset), 8837 nucleotides. RefSeq names its product Scm like with four mbt domains 2 (gene SFMBT2). The record is from RefSeq and is a predicted model, not a curated record. Gene Ontology annotation, molecular function: chromatin binding; histone binding; transcription corepressor activity. Lineage: Eukaryota; Metazoa; Chordata; Mammalia; Primates; Cebidae. Gene Ontology annotation, biological process: negative regulation of DNA-templated transcription. Gene Ontology annotation, cellular component: nucleus.
ACCCUCAGACGUAAACCAACCCAAACCCUUUGAAAAGCUCCAAAGAAAAUAAGAUGGUUUAUAAAACUUCUUUUCUUGUUCAAAUGUUUUAUUGACUCAUAGAGAUGAAGGGAUGGUGAUGAUUGAUAUGCCUGGUGUAGUGUUAUUUGGAGUAAUAUGUCAUUAGAUUUGUUCUGUGAAAUGAAGAAAGCAGUAGGUACUUUGCAUUUUUCGUCUGUACAUCUAAUGUGCAGUUUCUUAGCCCAUCAAAACUAAUUUUGGAUCCCAAAUGGACCUUUAGAUCUAUAAGUGCCAUUAAUGGUCUUUUCUCAGUUAAGUAUGUGUAUUUAUGUGCCCUUCUUGGGUGUAUUUCUGUGAAGGAUUCUGAAGGGUGAAUGAUAAAUAACCAGAAAACAAGUGCCAAUUAAAAUCCUUUACCAUAACUGGUUGUGGCCCUUUCCCAUCAAAGUACAGCAUGUUUAGAUCAAAUUUAACUUUUUUGAGAUGCUUGCCUGCUUAGUUUCCCAAUUUAGCUCCUUUUUCUGCUAACAAAAGAAACUUUUCCAUCUAGAGGAGCAUGUUUCUUCUCUACCCACAUGUGAAUCCUGUGUUCAAACACUACAAAGAUUUUUAAGUGGUUUUUAAAAACAAAGACAUGUGGUCAUUUUGGGGGGUUUCUCUUUUCCUUCUAAAUGUCAUGGUCCCUUUUAUCCUUUCUUUCUGGAUUCUCUAUUUUUCUUUUCCCAAAUUUUUUUUUUCCUGAGUGAUUUUUGCUUCCAGCUGAUGUGAGGGCUUUGAUGGUGUGAUUUAUGUGUUAGGAUUACAACUGCUAUUCCCAAAAGGCCCUAAAAUGCUGUGGCUCAAGUUAGUUUAGAAGUUUACUACUCUUUCUUCCAAAUUCCAUGUCUGCAUGGAAGAAGGCUGGUUUUCCUCCAGGUUCCCCAGCAAGAAUGACGGAAAGGGAGAGGCUGGGGACAGCAACUUACCUCCCACUGGCAAAACUCAAUCUCCUGGGAUUCCACCAGCCCUUACCUAGUUACGAAGAGACUGGGAAAGGUACUCCCUAGCUGUGGGGCUCCUCUUAGUUAAAAUCCCUGGGGUGGGAGGAUGCUUUUCCUAAAACAAAGAAGGGAGGGAAGAAUCUCUGGUGGACUGUUAGUCUCUGUCACAACUCAUUUAGCUACAAAUUUUUGUUUUGUUUUAUUUUGAGACAAGAGUCUGGUUUUGUUGCCCAGGCUAGAAUGGGCAGUGGCGCAAUCUCGGCUCACUGUAACCUUUGUCUCCUGGGUUCAAGUGAUUCUCCUGCGUCAGCCUCCCUGUCACCAUGCCUGGCUUUUUUUUAAAUUUUUUUUUAUUUAUCUUUAGUAGAGAUGAGGGUUUCACCAUGUUAUCCAGGCUGCUCUCAAACUCCUGACCUCAAGUGAUCCUCCUGCCUUGGCCUCUUAAAAUGCUGGGAUUACAGGCAUGCACCACCUCGCCAGACCUACCAAAAAUUUUUAAAGCAAUCAAAGAGAAGUACACAGACUGGACAGAAUUUCUCAUACGUGACUUGACCGGUUCGAGGACAGCACCUGCCAACCUCCUGGAAGGUCCUCUGCGAGGGAAAGGCCCUAUAGACCUCAUUACAGUUGGUUCCUUAAUAGAGCUUCAGGAUUCCCAGAGCCCUUUUCAGUACUGGAUAGUUAGUGUGAUUGAAAAUGUUGGAGGAAGAUUACGCCUUCGCUAUGUGGGAUUGGAGGACACUGAAUCCUAUGACCAGUGGUUGUUUUACUUGGAUUACAGACUUCGACCAGUUGGUUGGUGUCAAGAGAAUAAAUACAGAAUGGACCCACCUUCAGAAAUCUAUCCUUUGAAGAUGGCCUCUGAAUGGAAAUGUACUCUGGAAAAAUCCCUUACUGAUGCUGCCAAGUGUCCUCUUCCAAUGGAAGUAUUUAAGGAUCACGCAGAUUUGCGAAGCCAUUUCUUCACAGUUGGGAUGAAGCUGGAGACAGUGAAUAUGAGCGAGCCCUUUUACAUCUCUCCUGCAUCAGUGACUAAGGUUUUUAACAAUCACUUUUUUCAAGUGACUAUUGAUGACCUAAGACCUGAGCCAAGUCAAGUUUCAGUGCUGUGCCAUGCAGAUUCUCUGGGGAUUUUGCCAGUACAGUGGUGCCUUAAAAAUGGAGUCAGCCUCACUCCUCCCAAAGGUUACUCUGGCCAGGACUUUGACUGGGCAGAUUAUCACAAGCAGCAUGGGGCGCAGGAAGCCCCUCCCUUCUGCUUCCGAAAUACAUCAUUCAGUCGAGGUUUCACAAAGAACAUGAAACUCGAAGCUGUGAACCCCAGGAAUCCAGGAGAACUGUGUGUGGCCUCCGUUGUGAGCGUGAGGGGGCGGCUGAUGUGGCUUCACCUGGAAGGGCUGCAGACUCCUGUUCCAGAGGUUAUUGUUGAUGUGGAGUCCAUGGACAUCUUCCCCGUGGGCUGGUGUGAAGCCAAUUCUUAUCCUUUGACUACACCACACAAAACAGUCUCACAAAAGAAGAGAAAGAUUGCAGUUGUGCAACCGGAGAAACAAUCGCCGGCCGCAGUGCCUGUUAAGAAAAUACCUCAUGACCUUUGUUUAUUCCCUCACCUGGACACCACAGGAACCGUCAAUGGGAAAUACUGCUGUCCUCAGCUCUUCAUCAACCACAGGUGUUUCUCAGGCCCUUACCUGAACAAAGGAAGGAUUGCCGAGCUACCUCAGUCGGUGGGACCAGGCAAAUGCGUGCUGGUUCUUAAAGAGGUUCUGAGCAUGAUAAUCAACGCAGCCUACAAGCCCGGAAGGGUAUUAAGAGAAUUACAGCUGGUAGAAGAUCCCCACUGGAAUUUUCAGGAGGAGACGUUGAAAGCCAAAUACAGAGGCAAAACAUACAGGGCUGUGGUCAAAAUCGUACGGACGUCUGACCAGGUCGCAAAUUUCUGCCGCCGAGUCUGUGCCAAGCUAGAGUGCUGUCCAAAUUUGUUUAGUCCUGUGCUGGUAUCUGAACACUGCCCAGAGAACUGCUCCAUUCAUACCAAAACCAAGUACACCUAUUACUAUGGAAAGAGAAAGAAGAUCUCCAAGCCCCCCAUUGGAGAAAGCAACCCCGACAGCGGACACCCCAAACCCACGAGGCGGAGGAAGCGACGGAAAUCCAUUUUCGUGCAGAAGAAACGGAGGUCUUCCGCCAUGGACUUCACGGCGGGCUCGGGGGAGGAAAGUGAGGAGGAGGACGCUGACGCUAUGGACGACGACACCGUCAGUGAGGAGACCGGCUCCGAGCUCCGGGAUGACCAGACAGACACCUCGUCAGCGGAGGUGCCCUCGGCCCGGCCCCGGAGGGCUGUCACCCUGCGGAGUGGCUCAGAGACCCCACGCCCGCCACCCCCGGAGAGGACACGAAGGGGCCGCAGGGCGCCGGCCGCCUCCUCUGUGGAGGAAGGGGAGAAGUGCCCGCCGGCCAAGCCCGAGGGGACAGAGGACGCGAAACAAGAGGAGGAGGAGAGACUGGUUCUGGAGAGCAACCCCUUGGAGUGGACGGUCACCGACGUGGUGAGGUUCAUUAAGCUGACGGACUGUGCCCCCUUGGCCAAGAUAUUUCAGGAGCAGGACAUUGACGGCCAAGCACUCCUGCUUCUGACCCUGCCAACGGUGCAGGAGUGCAUGGAGCUGAAGCUGGGGCCUGCCAUCAAGUUAUGCCACCAGAUUGAGAGAGUCAAAGUGGCUUUCUACGCCCAGUACGCCAACUGAGUCUGCCCUUGGGAGGUGGCCCAUUGUUGCUGGGAUGCGGUGUUGGUAAAGGUUACCAGGACUGAAACUUUGAUUUCCAGGAUAUGUUACAUGGUACGGACACUGAGUAUCACCAGAAAGCCAGAAGCCCAGGAUCUCCUGCCUCUGCCAGCCUGUGAGCUGUUUCCACGUUUUCAAAGCACAGUGAGGCACUGCAGACAUCGCUUCUGGGGAGUGCAUCGGCCUCUGAGGGGAUGUGGGCCUGCUUCUUUGUUCACCCACAUUUUGCCUUUCUGCCACCACAAACCAGGCGUCUCCCUUGGAGCCAGGUUUCUUAAAAGGAGGCCUGCAUUCUUUGAAAACUAGGAAUGUCACCAAGGAAGAAACCUCACUCCAUGCCAUAGAGCUUCCUGUAAUGAAACGGGCACAUCUAUUGACGCUGUUUCCUACGGAUAGGUGUGUGACACUGGUCAAGUGGCACUGACGAUUUCAUCUUGGUGGCAACUCCUUUCUCUAACACAGCUGGCAGCAAUGUCCUUAUGAAAAGAUGUGCUAAAGCUCUGUCCUCUGUUAGAAGUGCUGCUUGGGAAUACGGGCAGUGAAAGAGGCCGGUGGGCUUCUCCAUGCAACUGGAUGAUCUGUUCAUUGUGUUGCGUUUUUAGAGACAGAGUCUUGCUCUGUCGCCCAGGCUGGAGUGCAGUGGCAUGAUCUCAGCUCACUGCAACCUCUGCCUCCUGAGUUCAAGUGAUUCUCCUGCCCCGGCCUCCCAAGUAGCUGGGAUUACAGGCUCCCACCACCGUGCCCAGCUAAUUUUUGUAUUUUUCUUAGAGACGAGGUUUCACCAUGUUGGCCAGGCUGGUCUCGAACUCCUGACAUCAAGUGAUCUGCCCACAUCAGCCUCCCAAUGUGCUGGGAUCACAGGCAUGAGCCACCACGCCCGGUCCAACUGGAUGGCUAUUGAUUGAAACCUAGAAUAUCUGUAGAGACAAACUCUACCCAGUCUUUUCUAGACCCUCAACUAUCUCCACUGUUGUAGUUUAAUUGUAGCCAAAUAAGAGAAUGAGUCUUUUAGGCAAAUGUUGGAUCAUAUAUCGAAGGAGAAGCUUAAUUUCAGAGAGCAGGAAGGGAAAGAGAUGUGGGGGAAGCGUUCCUUGAACCAGCUACACCCCCUGAGAAAGAUCACUGCAGCGUCACUGAGCAGGAGUCCCUCUGAGCAUCCCUUCUGUCUUGUUCUGCCCCAGCUGGCCUCAUAUGCACCAGGCACAAUGCAGCCUGAGCACUGAAUCUGGAGUCAGCCGCUUGGCACCCGGGUUUUCCUGAGAACUAACUCUGAGAUCUUGGGUGACUUCUUAUCACUCUGGACCUCGGUUCCUAUGAAGUGACAGGUGUGGACACCGAGGGUCUGGGGGCAAGCAUGCUGUCUCCUGCUGGCAUUCAUCCUGCUCAUGAAGGAAAGGAAGAUCCAGAUUGACCAAAAACGACAAAAAGAAAGAAGUGAUUCCCAGUUCUAACCCUGCCGUCCUGUAGCUCCUUCUGGCUUUGAGUUUGCUCGUGGAAUUUCUCGGGCAGUUCUGUUAAAUCUGCCAGGUCACGUGCAGACGUAUCUGUGGCUGUGGGAGUUGGCUGGCCUCUUGGACCGGUGCCAGGUCACGUGCAGACGUAUCUGUGGCUGUGGGAGUUGGCUGGCCUCUUGGACCGGUGCCAAUCUCCAUAUCCUCAUGAGUGAUUCGGGAUCUACACGCAGACCCCGCGGACUACAGGGUCCCGCUCUGGCGGCUGCCUAGAUGCCUUUUUAAACUUAUGCAAGGAAACCAAACCCUCCCAUGGUUCCUGAGCAGAUGCCGGAAGCAGAGGUUUUGCAGCCUUCCUGCUUUUCCACCAUAAUUACCUUGAGCUCGUCCCUUGGACUGGAGUCUCCACAGUUGCAGUAAAAUCCUGUGGUGGGCUAAUGAGCUGCUUGCAUUUCUGUGACGUUUUCAGAUACGAUCCUUGGUGGGAUUUUUGGAAACUUUGAUUGCUCAAGCUCACCCUUCUUCACAUUCUGUAAUGGUAGAUGAGAUACUUUAUGGAUGAGGCUUUCUGGUCUCCCCUGCAGCCGAGUUCUAUAAUCCAGUUUUAGAGUUUGGCUGGUGGAUGUGCCUGGGGGCCUCGGAUGGGAGGAGUGUGACAUCUGUGCCGGGACAGAGACAUCUCUGGGAUCCGUGGUUGGCUUGCCUCGGGCAGCUCUCCUUCGAAGCUCAAGUUCUGACCUCUCUGCGGUUCUCCACCCACCCCUGCCUUCUCAGCCACAUGCUUUUGGCCUUAAACGCUCUGUCUGUGGAGUUAAACCCUGUCAGAUGAUUGGAAGGGGCAUCCAUUUCCAGACCUUUGGCAUUCUCCCCGUGCCGACUCCUUGAUCCUUCACCAUGGCCUUUUCAAGCUGAGCUGUUUCUGUUGUAUUUGAGACAAGGAUGAGGGAACGUGGUGGCCACAACAGAACAGGGACUUGCAGAACGAAUGCCACUUCCGUCUCCCUUCUCAGUGGUGGCACGGAGAGGAUGUGCUGCAUUGGAGGGAGGAGAUCCUCUGGGUGGGGGGUCUCCGGAGCCCACCCAGAGAGCUGGAAUAUGACCCACCAGGAGCCCAAGAAGGAGGCGGCCACUGUCUCUGGGGAAAGAAUUUGCUUCCCAUGGGGCCAAGUGUCCAAGACUCUCUGUGUCCUUCACCUGUAGUUAACUUCAGUGCUUCUCUGUGCAGUUGCAGUCACCGUGGGUGCCCAUUCUGUGUGUGUGUGCCAGGGAGGAGAUGGCUGUGGCCACGGCACAGGAGGGCACAGCCUGGCGUCACCAUGACGGUUGUCUCUAUGCCAUCUCUCUGGUCCUUGAGGAGAGCCCAGAGGGAUUUUAGGAGCGAGGAGGUGCUGAUGCUGCAGGUGUUGCCAGUGUCCUUCGAGCUUGGAUUCUUGGGGGAUUUCAGUCGCGGUGAGUGGACUUCACCCCAGCAGCAAUUCUGGUACAGAACUGUAAUGUGUUUUCACGUCUCUGUAGGAUUCACCUCUCACUCGCGUCUGUCUUAAAGAUAGGGCCAAUUUCAUGGAGCAUUUUUCUCUAUGUGUCCUUGUUGCUUUUGGCAGAAAAAGUAGAUUUGACAUGUGUGCCCCAAUGUCACCAUAGUCCCUAGGCCAAAAAUGUCAUGGUCUAAACACGAAGAAGUGAUUCCUCACAUUCCUUCCCUGGAUGGUACCAUUUCUUCACCGUCUCUCCUUGAUGAUCCUUUGGGACCAAAGUCCUCUCCUGUGUCCUCUCCAAAGCCCCACAUCCUGUGGAACGCCACGGGAACUGGCCCAGCAGACUCUACCAUCUGCGCCCUGUGGAAACCCUGAGAAAGAGACGCCACCUGCACUUGAAUCGCGACAGCCCGUCACGCAGUCUCACCCUAAGCUGACGGAGCUUGUUUCGGCUCCUCGCUUCUUGACUGCUGUAGUACCAUGUUGAAGAAAUCCUGCCCACAAAAACCCAAACCUAACAACUAGAAAAGGAACCGGGUACUGCUGGCAUCACAGAACUCCUUUGCCUUUCAAAACAAAAGCAAAGCCCCAUUAACGUCACCACAGAGCUUCACAGCAUGGGGAACUCAGCCUUCCCUUUAAAAUUAGAGUCAUUGGAUCCAAGUUUGAGUCGGACACAGUAUUUGAGCUGCGCGGCUUCUGGGUUCUCCCACCUUAUUUGAUCAUAUUUGAAAGACUAGUUCCCGUGUUUACUUAGAUUUGUUCCUCAGUACGAGUACGUUAAGAUAACCCGCACCUUGAACGCUGCUCCUGUGACCUUUACUGCCCUCUCUAGAGGGUCGAUUUUGAUGAGCCUUUUGAAGAUGGGUGUCGUUUCCCUAAUUUACCCCACAGGACUUUGAGCGUUGUCUUCGGCCAAACACCCCUUUCUAAGAGCUGUGCCCCCUUCCUUUUAGAAGCACUAGGGGUUUUCAUGCUUAUUUUAUAGACCACCCGUUUAUAUUUAUUUCUGUAUAUAGAAGUAAAACAGUGUUAAAAGUCUUUGUUGUGGUUUGAGCAUCUUGGCUGCUUGGAUUAAGGUGUGAAUCAAGGCUCCGCUUCCUCUCUUUUCGGUCUUUAGAAAGCUGUGAUCGCGCGUGCAGUUAUUUGAAGGGAAACAUAGUAAAUUAAGAAACGUGUAGUUGUUAAGGAAGAAACUGUUGGCGAGAUAUCCAUCCUGCUCGUAUCUCGUGGGUGCAAUAAUUAAGUAGCAAGGGAAAUCCCUAUUGGCAACUAUUCGAAUUUAAUAAUUCUUUUUUGUUUAUUGCUCUUUUCUGUUCAAGCGUUUUCUGGAAAUUACUUCCUUUCAUGGGGUUGAAUUCUCAAGUUGACUAAUUCUCACGGCUCUUAUCUCUAGAAGGGUUUACAGAAACCCCAAACAUACUAUGAUAAAAUCAAAUUGUGCUACUUUUGACCCAUGUGAUUUAUCUAAAAAUUAUAACUGCUGACAUAGAGUGCUGCCUUGAAUUUUGGUUCAGAACCUCUCUAGUUUAAACAAUCCCAUGUUGUUUGAGGAAGGGGCCAUAACCCUUCUGUACUGUUGGCGUUAAGUAAUGAGAAUUUGGUCCCAGUGAGUAUGAACGUUGUACCGCUAACCAAGGCAGAGCAGUGCUUUCUGUGUGGCUGAAGAGAUGUGCUAGCAAAAGAAUGAAUAUUCUAGAACAAUCGUUGGCUAAAAAUCGCCUUAGGAUAAAAAAAUUGAGGCAAAUUUUUUAAAUGACAGAAAAAAUACUCAUCUCACUUGUUUGAAACAGAAGCUAGCACGAUCUCUAGAAGCAUAAACUAUCCCUCGUCGUGAAUGUUGAAAGCCCUUUCACUGUUUUGCAUUCUAGUUUGAAUAGUUUGUAUUGAGAUUGGAUUCCUUUCUUGUGUAUGUUUUGGUGCAUAAAAGGGAAAAAUUGGUGUCGUUACUUUUGAAAUUUGCAGGACGAAGGGCAUGCUGUUGGUUUGCUGUAAGAUUGUAUUCUGUAUAUAUGUUUUCAUGUAAAUAAAUGAAAAUCUAUAUCAGAGUUAUAUUUUAAUUUUUAUUCUAAAUGAAAAAAACCCUUUUUACUUGAAAAAAACUUGUAAGCCACAUUGUUAAUAAAGUAAACAUAAAUUCUA